Aegilops tauschii subsp. strangulata is the source of this 318-nucleotide messenger RNA. The record is from RefSeq and is a predicted model, not a curated record. Lineage: Eukaryota; Viridiplantae; Streptophyta; Magnoliopsida; Poales; Poaceae.
AUGUCGCCGUGGAUGGAUGGGGAAGAGAGCUCCAAUGAUGAAAGCAUGGGCAACAACUUUAUGGAUCUGGAGUACUUUGAAACACUUGACACCAUCCCUGAGCCACUGAUUUGUGGUGCUAUGAUGGAGGAAGUUCCCAAGUGCAUGUUGCACCAGAUGAUGCCGAGGAAGUGUGCUGCCUUUGAAGGUGCUGACACUGGUAGGAGGUUUUAUGGCUACCAUGGAUGUGCAAACUGUGGUGUAGUUAAGUUGGUUGAUGCUGUCUGGCCUGAGAUACUUAAGAACUGCCUCAACAAGCUUUGGGAAAUGUUUUCAUGA